Molecule: messenger RNA, 2760 nt
Organism: Cylindrotheca closterium
Lineage: Eukaryota; Bacillariophyta; Bacillariophyceae; Bacillariales; Bacillariaceae
Source: the annotation of a GenBank genome assembly
AUGAACGAGAGCGCUCCUAAUGCAAUGAAGAACGGGCGUCUACACGAAGCUUUGAAAUACCAAGACCCGUCGCUUGUUCUUGUUCAAACUUUGUUGAAUGAAGGCGCCGAUGCAAAGAGCAGCGAUAAGUAUGGAAACACACCAUUUCACAAGGCAUGCUCUUAUGGUCAUUUCGAGAUAGCGUUGCUACUCGAGAAGGGUGCUGACAUUCAUGCCAAGAAUAUGGGGGGAAGCACGCCAUUGCAUAAAGCAUGCGAAAGAGGUCACUUCGAGAUAGUCAAGUUAUUGCUACUCGACAAGGGUGCUGACAUUCAUGCCACGACCGACGAUGGAAAAACACCAUUACAUGAAGCAUGCUCUUAUGGUCAUUUCGAGAUAUUCAAGUUAUUGCUACUCGACAAGGGUGCUGACAUUCAUGCCACAACCAACGAUGGAAAAACACCAUUACAUGAAGCAUGCUCUUAUGGUAAUUUCGAGAUAGUCAAGCUGCUACUCGAGAAGGGUGCUGACAUUGAUGCCAAGAAUAUAAGGGGAUUUACGCCAUUGCAUAAAGCAUGCUUCCCGGGGCAUUGCGACAUAGUCAAGUUAUUGCUACUCGACAAGGGUGCUGACAUUCAUGCCACAACCUACGGUGGAAAAACACCAUUACAUGAAGCAUGCUCUUAUGGUCAUUUCGAGAUAUUCAAAUUAUUGCUACUCGACAAGGGUGCUGACAUUCAUGCCACAACCAACGAUGGAAAAACACCAUUACAUGAAGCAUGCUCUUAUGGUAAUUUCGAGAUAGUCAAGCUGCUGCUCGAGAAGGGUGCUGACAUUGAUGCCAAGAAUAUAAGGGGAAUUACGCCAUUGCAUAAAGCAUGCGAAAGAGGUCACUUCGAGAUAUUCAAGUUAUUGCUACUCGACAAGGGUGCUGACAUUCAUGCCACGACCGACGAUGGAAAAACACCAUUACAUGAAGCAUGCUCUUAUGGUAAUUUCGAGAUAGUCAAGCUGCUGCUCGAGAAGGGUGCUGACAUUGAUGCCAAGAAUAUAAGGGGAAUUACGCCAUUGCAUAAAGCAUGCUUCCCGGGGCAUUACGACAUAGUCAAGUUGCUACUCGAGAAAGGAGCUGACAUUGAUGCCAAGAGUCAGUAUGGAUUGUACGAAGCAUGCGAAAGAGGUCAUUUCGAGAUAGUCAAGUUGCUACUCGAGAACGGUGCUGUCAAACAUGCCAAGUGUCGAUAUGAAAUCACACCAGCAUGUGUUGCAUUGAAAAGGGCAUGUGCUGCAGGUCAUUUAGAUAUAGGCAAGUUGCUACUCGACAAUGGUGCUGAAAUUAAUGCCAAAAAUCAUGAUGGAUGCACGACAUUGCACCAUGUAUGCAGCUUACGUGGUGCUCGUCCUUUGGAGAUAGUCGAAUGGCUUGUAGAGAACGGUGCUGACAUUACGGCCACAAACAAUUAUGGUGACACGCCAUUGCACUGCUGUGCAGGCAACAGAUGUCAUUGCGAGAUGGCGAGGUUUCUACUCGAGAGGGGUGCUGACAUACAUGCCACGAACAAAAAGGGAAAUACACCAUUACAUCAAGCAUGCGAUGAAGGUCGAUGUGAGAUGGUCAAGUUGCUACUCGAGAAGGGUGCUGAAAUUAAUGCCAAGAACAAAAAGGGAAGCACGCCAUUGCACCAUGCAUGCAGCACUGAUGAUCAUUUGAAGACAGUCGAAUUGCUUGUAGAGAACGGUGCUGACAUUGAUGCCACAGACGAUAUUGGAAGGAAACCAUUGUACAAUGCAUGCUACAAGGGUAGUUUCGAGAUAGCCAGGUUGCUAAUCGAGAAGGGUGCUGACAUUGAUGCCAAGAAACAAUAUGGAUGCACGCCAUUCUCUGCAGCAUGCGCAAAAGGUCAAUUGGAGAUAGCGAGUUUGCUACUUGAGAAGGGAGCUGACAUGUAUGCCAAGAAUCAUUAUGGAGGCACAGAAUUACAUAGAGUAUGCAGCGAUGGUGGUCAUUUGACGGUAGUUGAAUGGCUUGUAGAGAAUGGUGUUGACAUUACUGCCACAGACGAUAAUGGAGACAUGCCAUUGCAUCUGGCAUGCCGUUGUGGUUGUUUUGAGAUCGUCAAGUUGCUACUCGAGAAGGGUGCUGACAUUGAUGCCAAGAGUCGAGUAGAAGGCCCACCAUUACAUGAAGCAUGCUUUAGAGGUAAAUGUGAGAUGGUCAAGUUGCUACUCGAGAAGGGUGCUGACAUUGAUGCCAAGAAUCAAUAUGGACGCACCCCAUUGUACAAUGCAUGCUAUUGGGAUCAUUUGAAGAUAGUCGAAUUGCUUGUAGAGAACGGUGCUGACAUUAAUGCAACAGACAAUGAUGGAAAGACACCAUUGUACAAGGCACAAGAGAGUCGUCAAUUGGAGGUAGUCAAGUUGUUGCUCGAUAAGGGUGCUGACGUGAAUGCCACAGACGAUGAAGGAAAGACAUCAUUGCAUAUGGCAUGUCGUGUGGGUCGUUUGGAGCUUGUCAAAUGGCUAGUGGAAAUAGGCGCUGCUGUCAAUGCCAAAACAAAAGGUGGGGAGACACCGAUACAUUGGGCAUGUGGGAAGGGUCAUUUAAAUGUAGUCAAGUUCCUAGUCGAAAAGGGUGCUUAUGCUCAUGCCAAAGGCAAAAUUGGAUUGACGCCAUUUGAAAUGAUGUGUUGCAAUAAGGAUGGCUUGGAUCUGGUCUUGUUGCUAGUCCAAAGAUCAUGUUAUGAUGGCCAUUUGGAGGUGAUCAAGACGCUGCUGGUCUAG